Messenger RNA from Phaethon lepturus (White-tailed tropicbird), 366 nucleotides. Its product is annotated as GRAM domain-containing protein 1C-like. Gene Ontology annotation, biological process: intracellular sterol transport. NCBI's taxonomy places the organism in Eukaryota, Metazoa, Chordata, Aves, Phaethontiformes, Phaethontidae. The annotation marks the transcript as partial. Gene Ontology annotation, molecular function: sterol transfer activity; sterol binding. Gene Ontology annotation, cellular component: endoplasmic reticulum-plasma membrane contact site; plasma membrane; endoplasmic reticulum membrane. The transcript has 4 exons. The record is from RefSeq and is a predicted model, not a curated record.
CUCUCAAGUUCCACUUACAAAUAUAGGAGUGAGGAAUUUAAGAGACAGUUUUCUCAUCUGCCAGACUCGGAGAGACUUAUAGUAGAUUACGCCUGUGCACUCCAGAAGGACAUUCUGCUGCAAGGACGCUUGUAUCUCUCUGAAAACUGGCUCUGUUUCCACAGCAACAUUUUCCGAUGGGAGACCACAAUUUCUAUUGCCUUGAAGGAUAUCACUUUCAUGACAAAGGAGAAGACUGCUCGGCUCAUUCCAAAUGCCAUACAAAUAGCAACAAAAGGAGAAAAGUUUUUCUUCACGUCAUUCAGUGCAAGAGACAGAAGCUACCUCAGUAUAUUCCGCUUAUGGCAGAAUGUGUUGCUGGAUAAG